Messenger RNA from Stylophora pistillata, 2391 nucleotides. Its product is annotated as A disintegrin and metalloproteinase with thrombospondin motifs 6. Gene Ontology annotation, molecular function: metalloendopeptidase activity. NCBI's taxonomy places the organism in Eukaryota, Metazoa, Cnidaria, Anthozoa, Scleractinia, Pocilloporidae. The record is from RefSeq and is a predicted model, not a curated record. Gene Ontology annotation, cellular component: extracellular matrix. Gene Ontology annotation, biological process: proteolysis; extracellular matrix organization.
CUUGCCUCUUACAAGGGAAGGUUUGAUUCGCACAGUGAAACAUCUGAAAUGAAACGCACCAAGCUACCGUUGACGCUAAUCGUAGUUUUUAGCUUCUUGUUCAUGUAUAUCGAGCUCUCAUGCGCAAGGUCUUACAAGGACAUUCACCAUCUGCUAACCGAUGACGAAAGGGAAAUGAUUUUUGGACAUCCAUUUGUAGAAUAUGUUCCAGAGUUCGAUGUUUCCCAUCCUAUUCAAGUUGAUGGGCGAGGUAGAUUUUUGUCACGUGACUUGGCAAAUGGGAACGCACGCCGAAAGAGAGACCUAGAUGGCAUCAAGUCCAAAGAACCCGUCUUCUUCAAGCUCUCAGCGUUUGGUCAAAACCUUCACCUGAACGUUACAAUUAAUGAUGAGCUUUUCUCGCCCAAUUUCGAAAUCGAAAUCCGCGGCAACGGCACGUCGGAAUUUCAUUACGAAAUUGAUCAUUGUCAUUACAUUGGACAGGUGGUUCCCACAGGAGGAACUGGGAACAAAGUGGCCAUCAGCAACUGCGAUGGACUACAUGGUAUGAUUCGCACGCCACAAGAUGUUUUUAUGGUACAUCCUCUACCCGAUCGACUUAAAUUGGGAAAGAACAACACUCGAGCCCACGUAAUCCACAGGAGGUCUUUAUCACCCGCGCAUGCACAUUCAUUAGCUCAGGCUUUGGAGGAAGAGAAAAGAUCUGAUAGCUGGUGUGGAGUGGAAGGGGGGGCAACUGUUCAGCAAUCUGACGAAGGUGAUGACAACCAUGAGAACUCCGACCGCUCUUUUCGACCGAAUAAAAAAAGAACCAUCGAGUCCAUGUUAGUGGUAGAGAAAGAGAUGACAAGAUUUUACGGUGUUUCUCAAAUCGAGAAAUAUGUACCCACCAUGGCAAAUAUGGCUCAGGGCCUCUUAGCCGACGCUUCGAUUGGGGCUAACGUCAAAUAUGUCGUAACCAAACUAUUGAUUUUGCAAAAAGACCAGCCAGGUCUGGUUAUUAGCACCCAUGCCUCCAGCACUUUGGAUAAUUUCUGCAAAUGGACAACAGGACAAAAUAUUCCUGACGACACAAGUCCACGUCAUUUCGACCAUGCAGCACUCUUUUCAAAGUACAAUUUUUGCAGAAACAAAGGAAAUGUACAAGACCAGGGUUGCGGAACUAUUCUAGGUUUAGCGCAAUUGAAGGGAAUGUGCAGACCAGACGUCAGUUGUACUCUGAACAAGGACACGGGACUAGGAACUGCGUUUACAUUGGCUCAUGAAACAGCUCACAAUCUCGGCUCUGAACACGACGGGGAGGGGAACAAAUGCAGUGAUGGCGUCUACAUUAUGGCGACUAGGGCAAGUGGGAAAGUGACCGCGUUUGAUUGGUCGCCGUGCAGUAGGAAUUACGUGACAAAAUUCUUACAGACACAACAAGCUCAUUGUUUGAAUGACAACGAACCCAAAAGCAAAUUUGCACUGCCAAAAGGCUUACCAGGAAAGCGUUACGACGGAGAUGCUCAGUGUGUGCGCAUGUUCGGAGCAGGUGCCAAAGUCUGCGAAAUCCCGGAUUUAAAAGCGAAAAUGUGUGUCAAUUUACACUGCGAAAAGCCUGAUGGGUAUUGCUCGUCAAACGAUGAACCGGCCGCUGAUGGAACCAAAUGUGGCAAUAACAAGUGGUGCAUGCGUGGUCGCUGUGUAUCUGAUGAGAUCAAACCGGGAUACCAGGACGUGGAUGGCAAUUGGGGAGCAUGGAAACCAUGGAGUAGCUGCUAUCCCCAAUGUGGUCAAGGUCUUAGCACGAGGGAGCGCAAAUGCGACAAUCCAGCGCCGAAGCGUGGAGGGAAACUAUGCCAGGGAAACGCCAAGGAAUACAAGUUUUGCAACAAUCCGAAAUGUCCAUCAAGCUUCGAAAAUCCAAGAAAUAAACAGUGUAAAGAUCACAGACAUGUACAGUUUCAAGGAGGUCCUUAUAACUGGAUCUACGACCCAUACUAUGCACAAGGAAGUCCCAAGUGCGUUCUGAGUUGCGCUACAACUAACGGAGAUACCACAUCCUUUGGAAACGUUAAGGAUGGAACACCUUGCACUGAUCAGCCUAACAGUGGUGUCUGUAUCAAUGGCAAAUGUCAGAAACCAAAGCCGGGCGGUGGUAAACCAAAGCCCAGCGGAAGUAGGCCCAAGCCCAGCGGAAGUAGGCCCAAGCCCAGCGGAAGUAGGCCCAAGCCCAGCGGAAGUAGGCCCAAGCCCAGUGAUAUAUUCAGAGGUACAUACAGCAAAGUUCCACCAGCAGACGAGUACUAUGUCCCUAUCGCAACAAUUCCAGCUGGAGCAAGAAAUGUCAAAAUUGAGGAGGCGACAGCUUCUGAAAACAACUUACGUAAGUAUAUAUGGCAAAAGCAUUAA